Messenger RNA from Nematolebias whitei (Rio pearlfish), 3762 nucleotides. RefSeq names its product APC membrane recruitment protein 2. Bases 255 to 2924 code for a protein of 889 amino acids. The record is from RefSeq and is a predicted model, not a curated record. Gene Ontology annotation, cellular component: plasma membrane. Lineage: Eukaryota; Metazoa; Chordata; Actinopteri; Cyprinodontiformes; Rivulidae. Gene Ontology annotation, biological process: regulation of canonical Wnt signaling pathway. Gene Ontology annotation, molecular function: beta-catenin binding; phosphatidylinositol-4,5-bisphosphate binding. The transcript has a single exon.
CCAGAGGAAAAAAAAAAAACGGAGGCAAAGGGGAGGGGCUUUAAGGGAGAAAUAGAGGAGAAAAGGCUGGAUGAGAAAGAUAGGCAGAGGGAGGAAUACAAGCAACUGAUAAAGGAAACCCAUCGUGAGCAGCAGAGAGGGGCUAUAAAUUGAGGUUCAGCUCUGGACGUUGUAGCUCCAUCCACAACUCUGGCACUAAUAACUGCAGCAGAUCGCUGAAGGAUACAGAAAAAAGAGCUGGAAUUACAGAGACGAUGGAUGUACAGACAGAAAACACAGACCCCCCGCCUAACGAGUCGCAGCCGAGUGGAAAAAUCAGAAAGGGAUUCAAGUUGUUUGGCAAACGCAAACCAGGCAGCAUAUUUUCUAUCCGCAGCAAAGGGGAUGGGAACAACAAGUCACCUGUUAUAAGCAGCAAAGCGUUGGAUGGAUUAUCCGAGACUCCCGCGUCAAAAUCUGAGGCGGAGAAGGAAAACGGGCAUGAGGUGGAACGAGGAGAGAAGGAGCAGGUGGAGGACGACAUGCUUGGUGAAGAUGGCGUUCUGGCUUCCGCCCCAGCUCGCACCUCCAUCUCUUCAGCCAGCUCAGCCAAGUCCCUCAGCUUCCUUUCCCUGCUCAGAGGAGGCAGGAGGGGAGCAGGGGACCGCCGAGUCCACACCGUGUCCCAGCCGACGGGUCGGCAACGUCGUGGGCUGAAGGGCCUCUUUGGCAGCGUCAGGCUCCGAUCGAAAGACAAAGAGGACCAGGAGAAAAGCCCUCCAAGCCCACUUCUGAUGUCAUCUCGUGCUAACAGUGUGGAAAUCAUCAAAGAGGACAUGACCCUCACACCAAAAUGCCAAACACGCUCUCUGAACAGCCCUGAUACAGACAGCAGUGACCCCAUCCAGAGCAACAGUGGACAGAUGUCUCCAUCAGAGUCCUCAGACCCCAAGGAGAUGACAGGAAGUGGAGCAAAAGCAGCACCUUCACCCACCUCUGAACCACCGCUGGCACCUGAGGAUACCAGCUUGAGCUCAUUACUGGCAGAUAUCUCUUCUCUCCUGACCUUUGACUCCAUCACAGGGCGAGACAUCAUGGCUGACGUGGAAGCAGAGUGGGGCAAAGCGAGCAGUGCCAUCAGUUCGUCAUCCUUUUUCUCCAAGCCCACCAUCUCCUCUCUGUCGACUUCCACUACCAUCAGUAUGGCUGCUACAGAAAAACACUCUUCUGUCUCUACCUUCACGACGUUCGCCAAACCUUCCACUAUCACUUCAGGCUUCAACUCUUCUGCCAGCAAUCAAGAUGCAACAAAGCCCUCCACCACACCUGCAGCUUCAUCUCUACUAACAUCUUUUACUUCAAAGACAGUCCACUCCACUUCAAGCUUCACUUCUUCUACCACGGUCCCUGCAAACACACUGUCCACGAUGAACAAGGCUCCUUUAAUUUGUCCAAGCAAACUGACUUCAGAGAUCGCUUCACCUCCCCAAAAUACUGCCUCAGUAAGUACACCCGACCCUGUAUCUGUUUCACCUGCCAUGUCUGCUAAACCACAUGUAACCCAGAGUUUUUACAGCACCUUCACCCAGCCUCCCCCUACUAAUUCAGAAACAGUUUGCAUUUCAAACCUAGAAAAGUCCACUUUCAGCAAAACCUCCCAAAUCUCAGCGGCAGGACAAUCAACGGCCGUGGGGUCAUUCACGUCAUGGGUAGUUACAACUGAGCCCUCUUCUUCUGCAUCAACUAAUCUGUCAAAGAUGACGACCGUUUCUGCAGUAGCUACAACCUCAGUCUUUGUAUCCACAGCCAGUUCCAAGCCCUCCCUCACCUCAACCCACCUGGACUUGAAUAAAACCCCUCCCUUAUUUGUAACCAGUUCAGCUCCCGGUCCUUCAACAACCACGAAAACCCAACCCAGCUCCACGUCUUUCCCAGCUCCAACUUCGAUCUCUUUAGAUAAGAAGCCCCCUCUGUACGCUGCGGUUCCUUCUACCAACACAGCAUCACGACCCCCAACGGCUCUGAGUCUGAUCCACAGCUCUACCUCCGGAAGUCCUCCUGCUGUAUCUAAGGAACUCACUGCUUCAACUCGAGUAGAAGAUUUUCAAUCUAAAGUGACCUCUGCCACAGCUGAAGUCCCACUUUCUGCAUUAAAAGAUCCAUCUGCUCUCAUUAAAUCACAGGUUUCUUCAUCUAAAGCUCCAUCUCCCCCCACUGAGGUUCCAAUAUCUGUAUCUAAACCCUCUCCUGCUUCUGCUCAGAUCCCAUUUUCUCAGCCUAAAACCCAACCUGCACCUCCCGCUGCUUCUUGCCAUGCAGCUUCUCCUCCAUCUCUUCCUGUUUCUUGGCCAAGUGAGAGUGCAGCCUCUGCUAAGAUGAAGGGGACGGGACAGACAUCAAUGGAUCAUCAGCCGACCAGUCCAGAUGGCAUAGGUGGACAGGGAAGCCAAGCUGUGCUCUCAAAAACAAGAGAACUACACGAGUCCCAAACAAGCCUCCAGGGGCCCACCAAAGAAAAGAAGCCAACACAAUCAAAAGCAUCUGGCCUUAGUAAAAUACCUGUAGUUGGAGGUGGAAGAGUGGGUAAGCUAUCCGUCCGGGAAGGCCAACAUGGCAACGAUGAAUCGAGCAGGGACCCACCUACGCCUGUGCAAGAAGAAAGGCCCAGUUUCAACUCUCAUGAUAUGAGGAGCAAUGAUAAAAUGAGUCCAACUGAAGCAAAAGCACACACUUUUAAACAGACUGAGGAGGAGAGUCAGCAGCUCCAGCAGCCAAAAAGUCUUACGAGUUCAGCACGUGACUCAAAGAUCCCGGUGAAACACGGCACUCAAGUCUCUCAGACUAAAGAACCCCCCCGUACGAAGAUCCCCGUGUCCAAAGUUCCUGUCCGCAAAUCUGGGAACAAGCAAGCCACUACAGGAGGCACCAACCAGAUGAGGAAAUAACACCACGGAGCUAAGCAGCUAACGAUACACGGAUUGUGUUUUUAUGCCACUCUUUUUAAAAUCCACAUUUCUCUGCUGUAAUUCUGUCAUCUCUUGGCUUCACCACAUUAUAAUAAAGGACAGCUCACAAGCACAAAACAUCUCCAAGAGAAGCUGGUAUGACGGCCGGGCCCUUUGGUGCUGAGCCAAGACACGAACUCAGAAAAGGUUCGAAGGACAGCCCUUCGCAGCAUCUGUAAGAAAAGAGAACUAUCGAAGGUUGGCUGUAAUUUGGGAUCAAAUGCACACUCACAAUCUGAGGGAGUGCCUUCUUAAAGGUGCUUUUCCUAUAGACUUGAUGAUUUUUUUUCCAGUCUUUUCUACUGUAACUUAUACCUUUUGUUACCUCUUGCUUUUUGUAGGGCACUUUCAGUCUUUUUGUUCUUUCUUCCAGCAAGUUUCUUGAUAAACCUUUCAACCUUUAAUUUAUGCCAGGAGAUGAAACACGGGACCUGUAGGAUGCAAUGUAUCGACCAAAUUUACAUUCCACACCUGUCGAUGGAUUUAUGUAGCAGAAAGAAAAAUGUGCCAUUAAUUAUUUUUACACAAGCUAUUAGACUGUACAGCGCCUGCUCAUGUGUAACAAUAUAACAUCUCACUGUGAACUAUUCAUCACAAGUGGAAAAUAACUGUUGAAAUGGACUGAGGACAUUUGAGUUAGGCAAAGAAAGGGGUGAGAUGAGAUCUCCAGCUCGAACACUGGCACAUGUUUACCCUGAUAUCCGUUAUACCCUGAUAAGAACAAAACCUCAGUAGAGAUGCAUCAGUAUUGUUCUGUUUCCUAUGUAAUCAAUAAAAC